AUGAUCUACAGUACCAUAUUCCACCUUUCCGCCAAACAAGAAGCUCUCCAUGCUUCCCUCAUAGAACUUGCCGAGAAGAAGGCGGCCGGGAUCCCGACCUCGAAGCCACCCCCGGUGACUGUCUUCACGUACCCCCUCGUCUCGGCUUCGCCCCCCUUCCCGUUCGAGGCUGGACCCCCGAUCGACCACGCGAGCGGGAAGAUCAGGACGAUCGCUCCGCACUUACGCUCGGCGAACAACCUUUCGUACACGCGGACGCUUGCGCUGCUUCGAAGGGAACUCGGACCACACUUCCCGCUCGAGAAGCUCUGGGAGAAGCACGCGUACUACGAAUUCGAGGAACGGGAUGCGCUCAGUACCGUCCCUGGCCUGCAGGUCUUCACGCCGUAUGUGAACCACGUUGCCACGAUGACCGGAGGCGUAGGAUAUGAGGAAUUAGCCCGGUUCUACAAGUAUCACUUUGUCAAGGAGGAUGUCACCCCGUCAGACACUGAAUUGAUUACGGUUUCUCGCACGAUCGGCGCGGACAGAAUCAUCGACGAGAUGAUAUUUAAAUGCACUCACACGACUGAAAUCGACUACUUCUUGCCGGGCAUCAAACCUACUGGCAAGCGGCUGGAAAUAGCACUGGUGGGCGUUGUCGCGUUUAGAGGAGACAAACUGACGUUCGAGACGCGUAGCUACUGGGACCAAGCGUCUCUUCUCGUACAGCUCGGCCUCCUUGAUCCUACAGGGUUGCCGGUUGCAGGUGCAGAGGUCGCGCACAAAGUGGUCGACCCGUUCGGUUUGCCCAGCAACACAUUACUGGCCAGGUGGAAGGAAAGCGAAGGCAAACCGGUUGAUUGA
Dichomitus squalens LYAD-421 SS1 is the source of this 846-nucleotide messenger RNA. RefSeq lists its product as uncharacterized. Lineage: Eukaryota; Fungi; Basidiomycota; Agaricomycetes; Polyporales; Polyporaceae. Bases 1 to 846 code for a protein of 281 amino acids. The record is from RefSeq and is a predicted model, not a curated record. The transcript has 9 exons. Gene Ontology annotation, biological process: polyketide metabolic process.